Kluyveromyces marxianus DMKU3-1042 is the source of this 1419-nucleotide messenger RNA. It is a transcript of the gene ELP4, whose product is annotated as Elongator subunit ELP4. The transcript has a single exon. Bases 1 to 1419 code for a protein of 472 amino acids. The record is from RefSeq and is a predicted model, not a curated record. Gene Ontology annotation, cellular component: elongator holoenzyme complex; cytoplasm; transcription elongation factor complex. Gene Ontology annotation, biological process: tRNA wobble uridine modification. NCBI's taxonomy places the organism in Eukaryota, Fungi, Ascomycota, Saccharomycetes, Saccharomycetales, Saccharomycetaceae.
AUGUCUUUCAGGAAAAGAGGUGAAAUAUUGAGUGAUAAGAACGCACCAAAGAGACGAGAAGUUUCUCCUCGUCUUGGGCCUCAGAGAGAUUUACCAGCAAGAGGCCCUCCAACGGGACCCCAAAUUUCUAUUCAAAGAAAUGCGCCUCCACACCCACAAAGGAUAGUGCCUAAUACUAGAGGUAUAGAAAGAGAUAUGAUGGGUUUACGCAUUGGCCGUUCGCCCAAUGCAACAUUGGAGGAUAAUUCUCCAUUGCUUGACACGUCUCAUCCAGGUAUACGACCAUCUCCAGCUACAUCACAACAAACUACAUCAACUGGAUGUUCUGACUUGGAUAAAUUGAUGGGACAUAUGGGCUUCCCUCUAGGGAAUUCACUUCUAAUCGAAGAGGAGUCUACAACAGAUUUUAAUUCAAUUUUAACUAAAGUUUUUGCAGCGCAAGGUAUUGUACACAAUCGUGUCGAAAAUCCAGCAGGGUAUAAGGAUGGUAAUACCCAUAUCAUUGUGCUUUCACUAAACCAUCAGAUAGCUAAAGAACUCCCUGGUGUAUACAAAGGAUCUAGAAAAGAAAUCAAAAAAUCCAAGAUAGCAGAAGAGCAGUCUAAGGUUACUGUUUCAAAUCUUUUAGAAUCUCAGAAUCACACGCCUAAACAAAGAGAUAAAGACCUAAAGAUUGCAUGGAGAUAUGGAAUCAAUGAUAGAAAUGGUGAAAAAGCAAAGUCUGGUCGUGAGUAUGAUCAGAACGAAACUUAUCCAAACUAUAAUCAUCAAUUCGACAUCACAUCAACUUUAAUUCCCGUCCCUACUUCCAACGAAAUAUCGUUCAUCUCGCCAUUCCUUCCUGUCGUUUCAGUUCUUUCACAAGUGGAGGCUACUAUUAAGAGACACGAUUCGAAAUUAAUAAGAAUCCUCAUUCCUAAUAUUUUGCAUCCAGCAUUGUAUCCACCUAAGAUGGCCCAACUUAAAGAGAUAACCCCCCUCUUACAUGGAUUGAGGUCCAUUUUGAAAAAAUAUAAGACGAGAUGUGUGAUGCUCUCCACUAUUUCAACGGCGCUCUUUUCUAAUCAACCAAUUUUCAUGGCCCAGAUAGAGCAGCUUUUUGACGGUGUCGUAGUGUUGGAACCAUUUGGUCAGGAAAUGUUACAAUUCUUGGAAAGAGCUUACAAAUCCCAACCAAACAAGAUACAACACGGUCUAGUGCAUAUUAAGAAACUUCCAGUGUUUUCCGAAAGAGGUGAGAUGCACGUUGCUAAAUCGGAAUGGGCUUUCAAAAACGGUAGAAAAAGGUUUGAGAUAGAAGAAUGGGGUAUUCCGGUUGAAGAUGAUGACAACUCGCAAAAUACCCAAUCAAGCACAUCUCACACCAACGAACACGAUCAUGACCACAGCCAUGCGCAUACUAAAAAUAUAGAGUUUUAA